CCCGCUUGUGGAAGACGCUGACGUUCGUGGUGGCGCUGCCCGGCGUGGCCGUGUGCAUGCUCAACUGCUACCUGAAGGCGCAUCACGAGCACGAGCGGCCCGAGUUCGUGCCCUACUCGCACCUCCGCAUCCGGACCAAGCGUUUCCCCUGGGGUGAUGGGAAUAAAACUCUGUUUCACAACCCCCACGUUAACCCUCUCCCAACUGGUUAUGAAGAUUAAAACCAAGAUCCUGCCAACAGCCAGAACUUUGGCUCUCCCCGUCCUGAACCAGAAUGUUGAGUGGGAGCCAUCAUUUCUGGGGUCAUAGUUUCAGAAACUCUGUGUUUCUUCUGUGAUGAAGCUGAGUGGUGUUGUGGCCCAGUGUGUACCUGUGAUGGGGCCCUUUAAAUAAACAAUUCUGAACACGAA
This is a messenger RNA of Zonotrichia albicollis (white-throated sparrow), 410 nucleotides long. Lineage: Eukaryota; Metazoa; Chordata; Aves; Passeriformes; Passerellidae. The record is from RefSeq and is a predicted model, not a curated record.